Molecule: messenger RNA, 5171 nt
Organism: Rhagoletis pomonella (apple maggot)
Lineage: Eukaryota; Metazoa; Arthropoda; Insecta; Diptera; Tephritidae
Product: neuropeptide F receptor-like
Exons: 2
Coding region: 357-2408 (683 amino acids)
Biological process (GO): G protein-coupled receptor signaling pathway
Cellular component (GO): plasma membrane; neuron projection
Molecular function (GO): neuropeptide binding; neuropeptide Y receptor activity
Source: RefSeq, a predicted model, not a curated record
CUAUACUCAAAUCCAUUGAGCGCCAGCAGCAACGAAACUGAAAUGCACAAAUUCAAAUACCUGAUGCGACUACUUUAAACCAUCGAUGUUGAAUGCGCCACUUUUGUUAGUUGUGUCUCCCACCAACAAAGCAAUUACCGCACACACACACCCACAAUGCGGCAACCCCAAAAACCAAUUUCGAAACCACUAAUUAAAUCCCUUCAGUCCUGCGAGUAAAAUCAACGCCACACUACAUAUUUCAGUUGAUUUACCGUGUCGCACGCGUCAGAGUCAGAGCUUUCACACAUCCGAGUGGCGCCACCAACUACCCACACCAACGCAACGUAACGCGACGUGACACAAUCACAACGAUAAUGGAAAUAGAAGAACAACCGGACAUAAAUAUGCCAACGACGGGCGAAACGAGCAUCUCAAACGGCACACCGAUAGUUGGCCGACGCAAAACAACAACAACAAUGCCACUUGGAAGCCCAGCAACACUCACUGCAGUAAUACUAAUUUUCAACAUAACCUCAGCCGCAUUAACUUUAGCUGCCGCGGUAACAUUGAAAACAACAGAAGCGGCUGCAGCGGCGCCAGGACAGCAGUCGAUGAACAGCACAAUUGGCGCAAAUUCCAAUGGAAGCGCAGCAUUCAUAAGUGAUGCACACGUUAACACAACGACCAGCGCCUUGUCGGCGUCCACUGCGACCGCAGAUGUGCCGCUUGUUGCAACUACAAUGCCUUAUGCAGAAAGUGGCAGCAACAGCGGUGCGACGAGUACCAGCGCAAAUGCGCGCAUCAGUGGCAGCGUCGGCAGUGCGGUUGAGUUGCGCGACGAGGAGCAGCGGACCGAUUUAAUCAACAACAAAUGGGUGCAAAUCAUCUUCUGCCUCAUCUAUGCGACAAUAUUCGUGUUGGGCAUUUUCGGCAAUGUGCUGGUGUGCUAUGUCGUGUUGCACAAUCGCGCCAUGCAAACGGUGACCAACAUCUUCAUCACGAACCUUGCGCUCUCGGACAUACUGCUGUGCGUGCUGGGAGUGCCAUUUACGCCGCUCUACACCUUCAUGGGUCGCUGGGUGUUCGGGCACACACUCUGCCACCUAGUUACGUUCGCGCAGGGUUGUAGCAUUUACAUUUCAACAUGGACGCUCAUGUCAAUUGCCAUCGAUCGUGUUUUCGUUAUCGUAUUUCCCUUCCGGCCGCGCAUGAAACUCUCCACCUGCAUACUGAUCAUCGUGAGUAUUUGGUUAUUCUCGCUGCUGUUCACAAUGCCCUAUGGCAUAUUCAUGAAAGUGGUCGUGUCAGAGCAAGCUAAUAUCGAUGAAUCGCUGAUUAACAGUACCUUACAGCCGCUCGUUGUCGUGAAUGACUCCAAUAUUGCGCACAGCACUUAUGUUGUUUCGUCUGCGGUCACAACGGCUUCAGCGCACGUACUAGAUGUAACGACGACCAGCUCAGCUGCGAGCGUGACUGAGGCACUAGACGAUGCCGCUACUUACACUAUUACCACCUACUGCGAAGAGAACUGGCCCUCGGAGUCCAUUCGUCAGGUGUUCGGCUUUGUGACCAGCUCAUUGCAGUUUAUAUGCCCCUUUGGCGUGAUCACCGUCUGCUACAUUUGGGUGUCGAUAAAGUUAACUAUGCGCGGCUCAAAGCCCGGCUGUCGGUCGGUGCAGCGCGAGGAGGCCGAUCGCGAGCGCAAAAAGCGCACGAAUUAUAUGCUCAUAUCGAUGGUCGGCGUGUUUGCCAUUUCGUGGAUGCCCAUCAACAUGGUCAAUAUGAUGGAUGACUUCUAUGAGAAAUCGAAUGAGUGGCCCUACUAUACAUUCCUAUUCUUCGUUUCGCACUCGAUCGCCAUGUCCUCCACCUGCUACAAUCCCUUCCUCUACGCCUGGUUGAAUGAGAACUUCCGCAAGGAGUUCAAGCAUGUGCUGCCCUGUUUUAAUCCUUCCAAUCAUAAUGGCAUGAACUGGCGUGGUGUGCGAAAUCGUUCGGAUCGCAAUACCUGCGGGCCCCGGUUAUAUCACGGCAAUGGCUGUGGCGCAGGUAGUAUGGAUAUCGACGAUGCCGAUGAUAAUGGCAUAACACAGGAGACCUCGUUGGCCAGACCAAAAGACAGGCUGACAAUCGUGCCACGUGAACCGACUUAUGGCAAUGGCAGCGGUUGUGGUGCCUUGUCUCCGAAUAGAGGUCUUAACUCGGCGCUGGUGCAUAAUUCUCAUGUGGUGGAUAUAGUAAUGAACGAUAAGGCUCAACAUCGGCCGCGUCGUACUACGACGGAUGAUGACUGCAUAUCGGGAGAUGAGCAGACCGUGGAGAUGCGAUUCUCGGAGACACCGUUUGUGAGUUCGGACAAUGCGACGGGCACCAGUACGAUGGAGGCGAGCAGCAGCAAUGAGGUGGGCGAGCGAGGGUGUAACUGAGGAAGGGUAAUUGAGACGCACUUCUAAAAUCUGGAAAACGGCUUGCCGGCCACAUAUGUAUAGGCUAUCAAAUACUAUUAUAUAUAUAUAAUUAUAUAUUAACAAACAAGUUAAGAUGAAAGUUAAACUUGUAAAAUUAGUAGUUAAACUUAAGUAUAAACUAAUAGAUUUGUGUCAGUGAAUUUUAGUAGAUAAGAUAUAAUUGCAAAAGAGUUUGAAAAGCAACACAGUUAGCUUGGAAUCGCUAAUUUUGUAACUAAUCCUAAAAGUAUGCCUAAAAUUUUGUAUUAUAUAAAAACGCAAAGGCGCAAGGUAUUUCCAAAACAUCACACUCUUUCGCCAUAGUUUGAAAUAUUUGAGAAAUUAUUUUUUUUUUUAAGUACACACCCAAAUCAGCCAAGCUUUUCGCUUCCUUGCCGCUUUUUUUUACUUUUUGCUUCAAGCUGGUGCGUAUAACCUAACCGUUGCUGUCUAAAUUUUAAACUUCUACCUCCUUUAAAGUUGUUUUAAGUACUCGCAGCAACUUAUAUUUUUACGUUUUCCUGAAAGUCGCGCAAAAAUGGUUUCUAGUGGCAUACAGUUUAAGUCUCAUUCUAGCGCCUAAAAUUAUGUUUCUGUAUUUUUCUUUGUUUCUGUCAUUUUUCAAUUAUUUUUCGCACUUCACAAGGCAAGCAAUCAACCCUUCUUGACGCAUGAGGGCGCACGUACUUUUCAAUUGUGACAGGUUUAAUUGCUUUGCCACAGCACUCUUGCCACCGCCGCCUAUGCAUAUGCUACAAAUGUGACAAGCGCGCAAUUGCGAAAUUUAAAACAUGAGUACAAUACAAACACACGCGCAUUCAAGUGAAGUAGUAUUUGCAGAGCAAUUACGCUAAGAGGAAGGGAGAAAAAAACGUAUGAGAACAAUUAAAAAAUACAUAUGUAUUUUACAAAAGCUACAAACAAAUACAAUUAUUUGAGUACUGUACUCGUUGCUUUAAGUGCAUGCACGCUUGCAUACUUUUCGGGGUGUACGUUACGUGCGAUAUUAUUCUUUUUUAUUUGUUAACCAGCAAUUGUCAAAUAUUUUGCUGUCUAAUUCAAUGAACUGUGUUGCAUAUGCUGAAAUGAAAUGAAAUGCAAUGGAAAUGCAAAAAAGUACACAAUAUUUUAAUGGUAAACAAAAUCUAUUUUUAAGCGUAAUAUUAAGUAGCAGCGAAAUAUGUGUAAAAUUGUGUAUUUUAAAUGUGUUCGCUUGUAGCCGAAAUGUAUUGGAAAGCGUACAUUUAAUAUGACUGUAGUUAGAUUUCUACCAAAUACAUUGAAAACUUUGGCGCGCGUGCAGCCUAAAAGUUGCAAAAUAGCGUACAAAAUGAGCCCCAACUUUGGUGGUUUAAAAUAAAUGCAUAAUACAAAAAUUUACAAAAAACAACCUAAUUCAUACUGCAAAUCAAACUGAAAAUCCACAAAAUAAAAAUUGUGCGCAACUGGUCCUGGUCACACUUGAAUGCAUUCAAUAUUAAGCUGCCAAAUUAUUAACGUACAUAUAUUUGCAUACUUUUAGGCUUCGGCGUAUAUGAAUAUGUACUAUAUGUAUGCACUUGUAAAUAUGCAACAGUCAUGGAUGUAACUAAACUUAUUUUAGCUGGAGUUAGUUAAUUAGUGAUACAUUAUAAUGUUUAUAUAUAAAUAUUCGCGAGUAGAAAUUUGUGUAUUUUGGAAAAGUCAAUACUCAUGAAGCAUUAGCAUAAAUUAUUAAAAUAAUAUGUAUGCUUAGAAAAGCUUUUAGGCGCAACAAAAUGCAUUAUGGUUUUAAUUGUGAACUUAGCUUAUUUAUAAGGGUUUCAUAUAUCGAUAAAUUAGAAAUUAAAAAUGGCUGUUAUGUAAACAAAAUGCAUGGAAAUACAUCAGAUUUAAGCCGCUAAUUUAAUAAUAGUGCAAUUAAGCAGUAAGUAUAGCUUGCUUGUGUGGUGAUGUGAGGCAGCAUUUUAGGCGUACACACAUGUAUUUUAUACAAAUAUUGGCGGCGAACUUUAAUGCACAUGAUAAUGAUCAUAGACAUGUUUGUGAUGUGAGAAAAAACUUAGUUUACAAAAUAAAAUUGAAAACGUUGCCCAAAAGUAGGCAAUACCUUUAUGCGGUACUUUCAGUUGUUCGUUCAAGCAAGAAAUAUAGGGGAGCUGCAGAGUAGGCAUUUAAAGAUAAUGCUUGGAAAAUGUGUUUAUGGGAUUUUUAUAUAAAGUGUAAGCCGAAAAGUAGGCUUCAAAAUAUUUAGAUAUUAAAAUAAUUUUUGCUUUUGCUGUUAUAAUUCUGUUUUUACUUUAAUAAAAAAUAUAUAAUAAAAAACGAAACUGACUUUAAUUUUGCGCCAAUAAAUUAUGCUUGUUUUUUUUUUAAAUAUCAUUAUAUAUAAUAGUUGCAUACAUUUACGCUGACUGUGGUUUUAUAUUUAUGACAAAAAAAUGCUGUUUAGUAUAGACUUAAGCGCAGUUUUUAAUAUAAAACAUCUUCAGCAGAGUGCGAGCGCCUAAAUGUAUGUAGUAGCUCUUGGAAGUAAAAACUGCAAUUUAUGUGAGAUUUAGUACGAGUUGGUGCACCGUGCGACAAAAACAAAAAAAUUUCGAAACACACGAAGUAAUCAAUGUGCUCACGAAACUGUGGGCCAAAUAUAGUAAAACUGCGUUUUUAGUUUUUCUCUUUGACGCCAGCAUUUUUUUGAAGGACUUUCUGAUUUCAAAUAUAUGAUUAAUUCCAAAAAUUAUUUAAAAAAUUUAAUGGGUUCCA